AUGGCUUAUAAGCUUCCACUGGCAGGAGUUAGGACUUCCAAUUUCGAGCGUAGAGAGCUUCCAUCAAACAGCUACCUGGAUCUGGGUGGGCCUUAUGGAAAAUUUGUGCCUUUCGUAAUCGCGGGAGAAGGGGGCUUUGGGGAGCAUAAGCAGCUCAACUGGACAAACUUGUUUUUACUAAACAAGCUUGGCAGUGACAUAGACAGCGAUCAUGUAGAGGUGAUCAAUCAGAUCAAAGUAGAGAGAGAUGUUGAAAAGGUAAAAGAGUUGAUAAAGCUACUGCCUCGUGAAAUUUCUGAGCAAUUGGAAGGCCACGAGACCCAUGAGCAGGUUGAAAUCCUGAGAUAUCUGAGCAGGAACAUGGAUCAGAGGAUGUCCUAUCUCAGCACAGAGAUCCGGCGUCUAAGGAGUGACCUGGGAGAGGUGAUGAAAGGUAUCGGAGAGAUACGCGGAGCAUUGGAUAGGAUGGAGCGACAAAAUCCUUGCUACCGUCCAUGA
Messenger RNA from Triticum turgidum subsp. durum (durum wheat), 498 nucleotides. Lineage: Eukaryota; Viridiplantae; Streptophyta; Magnoliopsida; Poales; Poaceae. The record is from the annotation of a GenBank genome assembly.